AUGGCUCAUCAUAGUUCAAGGGAUCCUGCAUGGGCUCAUGCCCGUGCAGGUACUUCCUUUGCUUUUGUGGCCUCUGCCCCUACAAGAUCAGAUGAUCCCGCAUGGGCUCAUGCCCGUGCAAUGCCUAACGCAAAAAAUAACAAUACAUGUUUGCAUUGUAAUAAGUUGAUUAAAGGGGGUGGUAUUACUAGACUUAAGUAUCAUCUUGUUGGGAUUAGGGGUCAAGUUGAACCAUGUAAAAAGGUUUCAUCUGAUAUUAGGUUUCAAAUGAAACAAAUGAUUGAAGACUUGAAAAAAUAUAAACAAACUAAAAAGAGGAUUCAAUUAGAAAUGGGGAACCCAUAUGAUGUUGAUGAGGAGGAGGAGGAGGAUGAGUCACCCUAUUAUCAACCUAUGAUAGAUUCCAUUGCUGCUGUUGGGCCAGGAUUUAAGGGGCCUUCUUUUUAUGAGUUGAGGGGACCUCUUUUGAAAAAUGCUAUCCAUGAAGUUAAUGAUUUUUUGUUAGAUAUAAAAAAUGAUUGGAAAGUAUAUGGCUGUUUAGUGAUGUCUGAUGGGUGGACAAAUCAAAAGCAACAACCAAUAAUGAAUUUUUUGGUGUAUUGUCCAAGGGGAGCCAUGUUCUUGAAAUCUAUUGACACUUCAGGCCUUACAAAGGAUGCUGAAACUUUGUUGAAUAUAUUUGAUUCUGUUGUUCAAGAAAUUGCUCAUUGCAUAGACUUGAUGUUGGAGAAUAUUGCUAAUCCUAGAUGGUGCACUCUUGUUGAUGAAGCAAUUAAGAAGAUUGCCCUUGGGAAGGAGAUAAGUAAAAUUGUUUUGGAAGAUUAUUCGUUUUGGUCUCAAUGCAAGCACAUAGUGAAAGUUAGUGAGCCUUUAGUUAGAGUACUUCGUCUUGUUGAUGGGGAUGAGAAACCUGCUAUGGGGUACUUGUAUGAAGCAAUGGACAAAGAAAAAGAGGAAAUAAAAAGAAGGUUGAAGAACAAAGUUUCUUUGUAUGGACAUUAUAUUAGAGUUAUUGAUGCUAGAUGGGACAAACAACUUCAUAGUCCCCUGCAUGCAGCAGGUUGCUUUCUUAGCCUUGCAAUAUACUUUAGGCCUUCAUUUAAAAGGCAAAAUGAAGCUCAAAGAGGGUUGCUAAGCACUCUAAUGAGGUUGGUUCCCGAUCCUGACAUUCAAGACAAAAUAAGUUCACAACUUGAUGAGUACAAAAAAUCAAUUGGUGACUUUGGCACAUCACUAGCAAUUCGCCAACGAGAGAGACUAAAUCCAGUUUCAUGGAACAUUCAAAGGAAUAAGUAUGCAUUGGAUCCUAUAAGCUUGGAUAACAUUGACUUGAUGGGAGAUUGGGUGGCUGAAGAACCUGCACUUCUUAAUCCAGAUGACAUAAAUUGGGAUUGUCUUAAUGAACCAGCACCCCUAGUGAAUGUGGAAGAGGAUGUUGAACUUGAAACUAUUGAUGUUGAUGACGAUGAUGAUGAUGACAACAACAGUGAACAUGUCUUGACAAAUCUUCCAAUGGGUGCUAGUAGUUCUCGUGGGAGUUCUUUUGAUGUUGAAUUUGAUCCUUUUCUCAUGGAUGAUGAUGAGGAGGAGGAGUAA
Quercus lobata is the source of this 1596-nucleotide messenger RNA. RefSeq lists its product as uncharacterized. The record is from RefSeq and is a predicted model, not a curated record. The transcript has 6 exons. NCBI's taxonomy places the organism in Eukaryota, Viridiplantae, Streptophyta, Magnoliopsida, Fagales, Fagaceae. The coding region runs from base 1 to 1596 and encodes 531 amino acids. Gene Ontology annotation, molecular function: DNA binding.